UAGAAACACUUCCGCUAGCGUUGCGCCGGUCCCAAAAAGUGCAGGCCCGAUCGGUGCGGAUAAUCCGGCUCCAGUGGGCCGGGAAGCCGCAGAAAUGAGCCCGAGGAGCAGCUAGCGGACCCCGGGAAGGCUUUGAUAUGCUCUCUCGCCCGCUGACAGAGACCCACCGCAGGGGGCGUGGCCCGACAGCAGAAGCCCUGCCCACUGAUCUCCCAUUGGUCGAUGCAGACGAGGCUCCUGCAGGAGGCCCCGCCCCCCCGGCCCCUCCCUGCUGCUCCUGCGCCUCCCUCUUGCCCCGCCUCCUGGCGGCUCACCGCAUGGAGGUGCGGCGCCUCCUACGAGGAGCUUUGUCGUCUCUCGGCCGCCGUAUGGACUCUCUGGAGAGGAAGAGGAGGAAGAGGAGGAAGGACGGAAGAAGAGGAGGUCCUCCUAGUAUCACCUGCAGCUCCUUCUCUUGCUCACCUGCAUCGUUGCCUCAUGUCAUCACUUCCUCUUCGUGGUCACCCUCCGCUUCAUCAGACCGUAUCAACCCAACUCCUUCCUGCAGCUUCAGCCAAUCAGAGCAGAGUAGGAGGGGCAGUGAAGGAGAGGAGGUGAGGAGGAGGAAGAGGAGGAGAAGCCAUGAAGGCUUUCUUCCUCCAGGGAAUGAGGAGGAGGAAGAGGAGAGGUUUGUGGGUCAGAUGGUGGUCUCUGUCAGAGGAAGAGGAGGACCUGAGGAAGCAGAGACAGAGCCUCUCGUCCUCCAUGACUUCAACCAGAGGAAACGCAGACGAAGGGUCGGCCAAUCAGAGCAGGGCUUCAGCGUGCUGGUGAAGAAGAACGGCUACAGCUCCCAGCAUGCACUGCUUCCUCUGCAGGCGGCCGAGACCUGUGGCCAAUCACAAGCCCUCGCUGUGUUGCCGGGACGGUGGAUGUUUUCUGACAUCGUCACGCACCUGUCCUCCAACCGGACCCACCCACAGCCAUGGCUGCAGAACCCCACCCCAGUGCUGCACCUGUCUGCUGUUGCCAUGGAGACGGUGUUAGACUGGGUGAAGGGCGGAGCCUAUUGGAGUCCUCUGCGUUCUCUGAAGGACUGGACAGCACCGCCCAGUUUGGACAGCGACCACAGCUAUAUAAGAAGACCGACAACCAGCUGUACAGGUUCUCUCCAGGGUCAUCACAAGCUGUGGUCCAAUCACAGUACCUGGAGCCUGUGGUUGCCAAGGCGACGAGCCUUGCCCCUAAAUUUAUGUUCAGCCAAUGGGCUGUCUGCUGCCCUCCCUGCUGACCAAUCAGCAGCGCUCUCAGAGUUUCACAGCACAAAUGUGAAGCUCAGUAAACGAGUGUCGCAGAUCAGAAUACGGCGUGCGUCGCCGCGGGAGACCCCUCUCACACCAAUGGGACUGCCCAAAGCGAAACGGUUGAAGAAGAAGGAGUUCACCCUGGAGGAGAUCUACACCAACAAGAACUACGAGGCCCCGCCCAACAUCAGGAGCCUGGAAACCAUAUUUGAGGAGCCUCGGGAGAAGGAUGGAGCGCUGCUCCUGAUUGGCCAGCAGAAGCGUCGCCGGCUCCUCCUCUUCCCUGACUUCACUCAGCCCAGGAAGAGGAAGAAACCCCAAGGGCUGGGUCUUCCUGUUUCUUUGGUGCCCAGAAAACGAGCCGCAGUGCGGCGACACGUUCACGGCGGCGGGCUGGAUGACGGCAGCGACCUGGACGUGAUGCUGGUGGAGCGCCUCAGCGAACUCGAUGACUUCCUGACUCAGCAGGGCCUGGACGUAUGACAUCAUUUCCUGACAGCUGACUAAAUGGACACACCCAAUGGUGACGGUGUGAGGGGGUGAAUGGAGACAUGUCUGCAGAGGCUGAGCCUUGGAUCAGGCAACACCCCCUCCGGGAGGCUCCACCCUCUACAGAUACACCUGUGGACUGCCAGUCUCUGCAGUACCCUGUAGUACUCUGCGGUACCCUGUAGUACCCUGUACUACUCUGGAGUGUUGUGAACUGUGAUGUUUAUUUCUGAUGAAAACUGUAUUUUUGGACAAAUAAAGUAAUUUCUUCUCUGAAACA
Molecule: messenger RNA, 2052 nt
Organism: Xiphophorus hellerii (green swordtail)
Lineage: Eukaryota; Metazoa; Chordata; Actinopteri; Cyprinodontiformes; Poeciliidae
Exons: 11
Coding region: 138-1766 (542 amino acids)
Source: RefSeq, a predicted model, not a curated record